This is a messenger RNA of Candoia aspera, 4858 nucleotides long. It is a transcript of the gene MFSD11, whose product is annotated as major facilitator superfamily domain containing 11. The record is from RefSeq and is a predicted model, not a curated record. NCBI's taxonomy places the organism in Eukaryota, Metazoa, Chordata, Lepidosauria, Squamata, Candoiidae. The transcript has 14 exons. Bases 264 to 1601 code for a protein of 445 amino acids.
UUGAUUUGUAAACAGUUCUUUAUUUCCUGUUUAGUGUGAAUGGAAAUAAUCUCUGUAGCUGUUCCUUUUAUCAGAUAAUCGGUGUUCUGGUCAAAAUCUGAUUCCGUGACAUGGUAGAUAAGUGAAGAUCUGGGGCAGAAUGUUUCUCCUUUGUGGGGAAUAUGCUGCUGUUCUACAUUCGAAAGAAACAUAAAAAAGGGAAGAAGCUUGAAAGACAGAUGGUUCCCUACAUUUAGUUUGACAGCAUUCUGAUAAAACACAAGAUGAAUUCUGAAUUUAAAAAACAAUUGAACAUCGUCGUUUUAGGAAUAGCAUUCAUGUUUAUGUUCACUGCUUUCCAAACAUGUGGAAAUAUAGCGCAAACUGUUAUUACAAAUUUAAACAAUACGGAUUUUCAUGGAAGUGGCUACACAAGUAUGGCUGUUAUUUAUGGAGUGUUUUCAGCAUCAAAUAUAAUUUCACCUUCAGUGGUUGCAAUAAUAGGACCACAACUCUCCAUGUUCAUUAGUGGUAUCUUCUAUAGCUUAUAUAUUGCCGUUUUUAUCCAGCCUUCUACUUGGAGUUUCUACACAGCCUCAGUUUUCCUUGGAAUAGCAGCUGCUGUACUGUGGACUGCUCAGGGAAAUUGCCUAACAAUAAAUUCAGAUGAAAACACAAUUGGCAGGAACAGUGGAAUUUUCUGGGCAUUAUUACAAUCCAGCUUGUUUUUUGGAAAUCUCUACAUAUAUUUUGCCUGGCAAGGGAAAACUUACAUAUCAGAAAGUGACCGUAGGACUGUCUUCAUCUCUCUGACAGUGAUCAGUCUAGUGGGCACUGUUUUGUUUUUUCUCAUUAGACCUCCAGAAGAAUCAAAUUCAGAGGAAGAGGAAGCCGAAAACACUGUGGAUAGCAUGUCUGGCCAAAGCAAAAUAUCAAGGGCCAUGAAUGCAAUAAAAAGAUCGUUCAAGUUAUGUUCUACAAAAGAGAUUUUGCUACUUAGUGUCACAACAGCCUAUACAGGUCUGGAAUUAACAUUCUUCUCUGGAGUAUAUGGAACUUGUAUAGGUGCUGUAAAGAAAUUUGGUGCUGAAGAAAAAAGUCUUAUUGGGCUCUCUGGUAUUUUCAUUGGCAUUGGAGAAAUAUUAGGUGGAGGAAUCUUUGGCCUCCUAAGUAAGAACAACAGAUUUGGCAGGAACCCAGUGGUGAUGUUAGGCAUUGUGGUCCAUUUCAUAGCUUUCUAUCUGAUUUUCUAUAACAUACCAAAUGAUGCACCUAUUGCCCCCAUGGAGGGAACAGAUAGCAAGGCAUUCAUGGAACCAAGCAAAGAAGUGGCCAUUUUUUGCAGUUUCUUACUGGGCUUUGGAGAUAGCUGUUUCAACACUCAACUCCUUAGUAUUUUGGGAUUCCUGUAUUCUGAAGACAGUGCACCCGCCUUUGCAAUAUUUAAAUUCAUUCAGUCUGUCUGUGCGGCUGUUGCUUACUUCUACAGCAAUUAUUUGUUUCUUCAGUGGCAACUUCUAAUUAUGGCAGUCGUUGGAUUUUUUGGGACAAUUACGUUUUUCACAGUGGAAUGGGAAGCGCCAGCCUUUCUUGCCAGAAGAACAGGUUAUCGCAACAUUUGAUAAACACAGCGUGGUCGUCCUGAGGCAAUAGUCACCUGUCAAACCACAAGUUUAUUGGAAAGAUUGAUAGUCUGUUCAUUAUAGAAUAUAGACAUAUUUAACACCAAAGUUCUAAAAGGUUUUGUUUUCUUAUCAGUAGUGAUAGAGAUCACAGACUACAAUGUGGAGAAGGAACUUUGCAGAGGGGACAGAGAGACUCUCUUUUUUAUUAUGUCUGCUUGAGUUUAAGAAUAGCCGUUAUGGAAAUUCUACUAUUACUCUUCUUUUAAUGCAACCCUGUACAUGUGGUUACUUGAACCCUAAUCAAAUUCAGUGAGACUUGAACCUAGGCAUAGGAUUGCAACCUUACCUUUCAUACAUACAUACAUACAUACAUACAUUCUUAUUUCCUGUAUGUUUUUUUUUCUGUAAAAUGCAUCAUUUUGCAUUUCUAGUAAGGGGAUAUGCAGAAUGGAAAGUGUUACUAGCUGAAAUAAACACGUUGUAUUUUACAAGUUCUGACAAACAGUUCUGGAUAGACUGCAGUUUGCUGGAAUUGAAACCUGGAACAUUUUUAUUCUUCUGGGUUUCAGCUGAAACAAUUCUGGAGGGGUCUUACAGUGUCAAGUACUGCAAAGCUCAGGCAGUUUGCUCCUGUGUAUCUUUCUCUUCCUCUGCAUAGGCUGUACAUUAGCCUGCCUGCUGAUCUUCUCAGGGCAUUUCUUUUCCUACUUCCCUUUAGAUGCUACUGAUUUCUGUUUCAAGUGUGACAUAUCCAACUUUGGUUUUUUUUUUAGAUUUUUUUUUAUCCCACCUUUAUUAUUUUUAAAAAUAACUCAAGGCAGGGAACAUACCUAAUACUCCUUCCUCCUCCUAUUUUUCCCACAACAUUUUCAUAGGCCCUUCCUUUCCUUACCUCCCCUUAAUUGAUGCCGCUGAUUUCUGUGGCUAAAAGUACAACUGGUCUACUUACCCACCCACCUAUCCAUAUUCCUAGUUACUUCCUUUCCCUACUUCCCUGCCAUGCACCGCUGCUGAUGUCCUUAGCUUUUUCCUGCUGUCUCUCUCUGAAACAUUUUUGCUGGAACAUGCAUGUUCCAGGUCUGGUUGUGGGCCAUCCAGAACAGAACAGUUCAUAUAUGGAAUGUUUUGUACCUAGAUAGUGUUGAUGAACUGAACAUCAUGAGAAAAGCUAAAUUAUAGCACUAAAGUGCAUAAUAGGGAUGCUUGACCUUUUGGUAGUUGGGGUUGCACUUAAUGUUUAGGGUGACAUUAAGGGCUGCAAACUGGGUGGAACCAUAUCAUACAUGGAGGUAGGGUUGGAUUUCUGGGGAGUAUCUUUGUUUUUAACUGUUAUAUACAUAUUUUAGAGCUUUUUAAUGUAUUUCCAAGCUCAAAAUGAUGGGAAACUGUAAUCAGUUUUCAGAAGUCAUGAGAAGAAAAGACUAAGCCACAAAAAGGGAUCACUUGAAGGCCUGGGACUGUCAGUUGCCCAUCCAAUACAGGGACAAGCAUGAUUCUUAAAUGUUUAAUUAGGCCAUCAGUUCAUAGCUUGAAUUAAACACUACAUUUUAGUGCCAUAAUUUCACUUUGGAGACAAGCAUACAGAGGUUAUGAAUGUAUAUCCACUACAAAUAUUUUGCCAGGUGCUGAAAUGUGUAACACACCUAUAACAUUUGACUAAUUAGUUUAAUCAAAAUGAUUUUUUCUUGUUUUAAUUCACAUGUGAAUGUAUAUAGAUUCAAACUGCAAUCAAUAUUCAUCUGGGACUGGGAGAAAACUUUAGUGAAUUCAGAGGAGCUUCCUAGUUCUAUGUAGGAUUGUGCUGUAAUCAGUUACAAUGUAUGGUUGAUCCUACUAGAAGUUCUUUGAUUAAAUAAUACACAUAGAUUCAAUUCAGCUUCUUGUCUGUAGUGCGCUUUGCUUCAGAAGAGCUGUCUAAUCUCUGGGCUACUUUCACAAAAAGGGAAUAAAGAACAUACAAUAUGAUCCAGUCUUCUCCCUACCAUUGCUUUAAAUAAGGAACAUCUCAAUCUUAUCUAAUUAUGGAACUCAUAAGGCAGGGUUUGACAUUCUCAGUGCAGAAUAUGUCUGAAGUCAGCUAUAAAGGAACACAACGAUUGUGAUCAGUUCUGCAAAAAUGUGGACACACAACUGUAUCUCUGUCAUAGAAUAAGCAACUUGUGUGACGUUGCAAAGUGCUUACUGAAUUACUUGAAAAUGGCAUACCUCAAAAACCUUGCUACUGCUGACUUGUAUACAAAACAAUAUUUUUGCAUACCAUUCUGUUGAAACAGUACUAUGCGGAGAGACAAUACUAGAUAAAACAGUAAAUGGUUUCCAUGUUCAGUAUAUACUUUCUUAUUUGUACAUCUCAGAUCCUGGCAGCAUUGAUACUAAAUGAUAUUUACUUAGUAGUCUAGCCAUAGUAGCUAAUCACUUUUAAGAGACAUAUCUGUCAAUACUAAGUGCUGGGUGAAAGUUUUGCCAUUUAGCAACGCAAUUUUUAUAAACAGAUUUCAAACUGCUAGCUUAUAUACAGCAGAAAGAAUUACAGAAUUGAUUUUGCUUUGUAAAACCAGGAACAUUAAAAUCUUCCCAUCUCUGGCUCUAUGUGAAAAUUACAGAUGACAGGGUUAAUUGAUUUGUUCUUAGUUCCAAGCAAGUAAUUGCUGAAAAAUUAACAUAAUUUUAAGCAAAACUAUUUCCUUGUAAACAUUUGUUUAAGGAUGUAAUCCAAUAUCAUGUGUAUGGAUCUGAGAGCUAAAGAUUGCCAGAACAAAUUACCCUGGUUAAAAAAAAAACAGAGUUUUCCUAUAGUUUGACCCAGAAGUGGUUAUUUGUGUGCUUGAGGAACAGUUUUGGUUCUGGAUGUUGGCAGAAAGCAAAACUACCAAAGACCCUAAUGAUGCACAGGCCUUGUAAAAACAGGGAAUUGAUGCUAAUAAUAAUUGCAUCUAUCCAGGUGAUAUAGAAGCUCAUUAACAGAAGCUGGGAUAUUAAAAAAAAACAAACCACAUGACUGAAAAGGUGAUUAGUUUGAGCAAUUAAAUAUUGGCCUAUUUGUUUAGCUGUUCCAAAUGGUAAUGUCCAGCCAAAUGAUUUCACAAACUAGCCAUUCUGAUUUUGUUGACAUAGUUGUGUUACCUCUAGUUCUUCAUUUUUUUUAAAUUAUAAAACUAUUCUCAGUUACAUGAUGUGGAUUGAAAGAAUUUUAAAAAUUAAUAAUGCCUAUUUCUUUUUAUUGUUACAGAAAUCAAACUGAACUGAGAUCAAUA